Aplysia californica (California sea hare) is the source of this 928-nucleotide messenger RNA. Its product is annotated as isoleucine--tRNA ligase, mitochondrial. Gene Ontology annotation, biological process: isoleucyl-tRNA aminoacylation. Gene Ontology annotation, molecular function: isoleucine-tRNA ligase activity; aminoacyl-tRNA deacylase activity; ATP binding. The record is from RefSeq and is a predicted model, not a curated record. NCBI's taxonomy places the organism in Eukaryota, Metazoa, Mollusca, Gastropoda, Aplysiida, Aplysiidae. Gene Ontology annotation, cellular component: cytosol.
UUCAACAUGUCAGCCCCCAUCUUGAGGUUGACCCGAUAGACGAUAGCAAAGAGUCUACAAAUAGCAACUAAGUUGAGCAGUUCAGCAUUGAGUCUCAGAUUGUAUACUACACAUGAUACUCCGUAAAAGAUGAGGAAUCUGCAGGUUGGACUGCUAAAUCGUUUAAAGGUCAUACCCAUUUUGCCUUGUUCAAAAUGGACUCUUCGAUUCAAAGGCUCAGUCUCAAAACCAGAGAAAAGCAAGCGCUACGCAAAUACACUGAAUCUCCCACAAACUUUGUUUCCACUUUCAAUGAAGCAUGGAGCAGCGGCUCAGAGAGAGCUAGAGAUACAGAAGACCAAGGAAUUCCAGAAUCUCUACUAUUGGCAGAGACAACAGAACUGGACAGAAGAAUUUGUCCUCCAUGACGGACCCCCAUAUGCCAACGGAAAGACUCAUGUUGGACACACCGUGAACAAGGUGUUGAAAGAUAUCACCAACAGAUACAAAGUGAUGAAAAAAUGCAAAGUCCACUAUGUUCCUGGAUGGGAUUGCCAUGGGAUGCCUAUUGAGGUCAAGGCCAUCACCGAUGACAUGGGGCAACAUCAGAAGCUUUCACCUUUAGAAAUAAGGGCGAAAGCCAAGAAAUUUGCAGAGGGAGUGAUCCGAGAACAGAGGAAAUCUUUCAUGCGAUGGGGCAUCAUGGCAGACUGGAGUAAGUCCUACCUGACCAUGAAUCCUCAGUACCAAGAAAAACAGCUGGAAGUUUUCUACAAAAUCUAUCAGAAGGGCUUUGUGUACAGAAAUUACAUGCCAGUCUUCUGGUCUCCAUCUUCAGGGACAGCUCUAGCUGAAGCUGAGCUGGAGUACAACCCAGAGCAUGUGAGCAAAUCUGUGUACCUGACAUUUCCACUGCUCACCCAGCCAAAGGUAGAACAGCUAGACAAAG